Indicator indicator is the source of this 1155-nucleotide messenger RNA. RefSeq names its product G protein-coupled receptor 183 (gene GPR183). Gene Ontology annotation, cellular component: membrane. Gene Ontology annotation, molecular function: oxysterol binding; G protein-coupled receptor activity. Lineage: Eukaryota; Metazoa; Chordata; Aves; Piciformes; Indicatoridae. The transcript has 2 exons. The record is from RefSeq and is a predicted model, not a curated record. Gene Ontology annotation, biological process: G protein-coupled receptor signaling pathway.
AUGCCCUUAACUGCUCAGAGGAUCUAAGAAGCUACAGAUAUGUCUGCUGAGCUUCCUGCAACAACAGUGGUUACAGAAAUGGACACUUUCACAGCUUCUCAGACAAACAGCUCCAUCUGUGAUUUGUAUGAGCACAAAGAUACAGCACGGAUACUACUGUCUGUCUUCUACAGCUCCAUCUUAAUUUUUGGAGUGCUUGGAAACACCAUUGCCCUCACUGUCAUUUUUAAAAACAGAAAGAAGAUCAACUCCACUACCCUCUAUUCAACAAAUCUCGUCUUCUCUGAUCUUCUGUUCUGUAUUGCCUUGCCUACAAGGAUAGCCUACUAUGCCCUGGGAUUUCACUGGCCAUUUGGAGAAGUAUUGUGUCGAAUAACUGCUCUCUUGUUCUACAUCAACACUUACGCAGGUGUAAACUUCAUGACAUGUUUGAGCAUUGACAGGUUUUUUGCUGUUGUCCACCCUUUCCGAUACAAGAUCAGAAGGAUUAAAUACGCCAAGGGAAUUUGUGUCUUUAUCUGGUUACUUGUAUUUAGUCAAACUUUCCCAUUACUUAUACAACCCAUGUCACAGGAAGAAAAAGAAAGGACUACAUGUAUGGAAUACCCAAACUUUGAAAAAAUUGCACAUCUACCGCUUAUACUCCUUGCUGCCUGUUUAGUAGGGUACCUUAUUCCCCUGGGAAUUAUACUAUUUUGUUACUCUCAAAUUAGCUGCAAACUUUUUCAAACAGCCAAGGAAAAUCCACUGACUGAAAAAUCAGGGAUAAACAAAAAAGCCAUCAACACCAUCAUAUUUGUAAUUAUAGUGUUCAUCAUCUGCUUUACCCCUUAUCACGUUGCAAUCAUACAACACAUGAUUAAGAAGCUUCAGAGUGAGCCUUCAUGCACUGAAAAUAAAAUUUUCCAGAAGUCACUCCAUUAUACUGUGUUUCUGAUGAAUUUUAACUGCUGCCUAGAUCCUUUCAUCUAUUUCUUUGCAUGCAAAGGAUACAAGAGAACUGUAAUGAAAAUACUGAGACGACAAGUGAGUGUAUCGAUUUCAAGCGCUGCCAGGUCACAUCAUGAAGAAAGCUCACGUGAUGUGGGAGAAACGCAAAUGACGGUACUUCCAAAAUCUCCCAAUGCGAAGCUACCUGAGAAACCAAAUCUGUAG